AGAGAAUUAAUUAUUUCAACUCGUCAGGUAGACAAGCCGAGCAUCGCAGUGAGAGAGAGAGAGAGAGAGUCCGAGGAGCCGAAGGCAAAAGCAAAACUCGACCUUUGGGACACUCGGAAGGAUAACUUUACACACCAUUUUUGCCUCCAACAACUCUUCCUCUGCAUGAUCUUAGUCCCCUACCCCCUAUAUUAAGUCCCUCGCGUCACCUAAAGCCCUCUCAUACCAUCCUUUGAUCCAAUCAUGUCUCAUUUGGCUAUCUCUCAGGUUUCACUUACUGCUCCUGUUGGAAGCGAUUUUUCUAUCAGAAGAUCAGUGUUCAAGGCACAAAGCAUAAACUUUAAUGAUAAAUCUUGGGCACCUCUUUUACCUUUGGACUUGAAAACAAAGAAUGGGGGGCUGAGAAAUCAGCGGAUAGUAUGCAUGUCAGUGCAACAAGCAAGUGUUCCUAAAGUUGCUGUAUCUCCUCUACAACUUGAAGAUGCUAAUGAGCCCCCAUUAAAUACAUACAAGCCUAAGGAACCUUAUACUGCAACCAUUCGUUCUGUUGAGAGGAUUGUAGGCCCAAAGGCUCCUGGAGAGCCCUGCCAUAUUGUAAUCGAUCAUGAUGGUAAUGUUCCCUACUGGGAAGGGCAAAGUUAUGGUGUAAUUCCUCCUGGUGAAAACCCAAAGAAACCUGGGGCUCCACAAAAUGUUCGUCUUUACUCAAUUGCAUCCUCAAGGUAUGGAGACUAUUUUGAUGGCAAGACAACCAGUUUGUGUGUCCGCCGUGCUGUCUAUUACGACCCUAAGACAGGAAAGGAGGAUCCUUCCAAGAAUGGUGUGUGCAGCAAUUUUUUGUGCAACUCCAAACCAGGAGAUAAAAUUAAGAUCACAGGGCCUGCUGGCAAGAUCAUGCUUUUGCCUGAAGACAACCCAAAUGCCACCCACAUUAUGAUUGCCACCGGCACUGGUGUCGCACCAUACAGAGGUUACCUUCGUCGCAUGUUCAUGGAAUCUGUUCCCAAAUUCAAGUUUGGCGGCCUUGCAUGGCUAUUCCUUGGUGUGGCCAAUACUGAUAGUCUCCUCUAUGAUGAAGAGUUCACCAAGUAUCUCAAGGACUACCCUGAUAAUUUCCGGUACAACAUAGCGCUAAGUAGAGAACAUAAGAACAAUAGAGGAGGGAAGAUGUAUGUUCAGGAUAAAAUUGAAGAGUACAGUGAUGAGAUCUUCAAGCUCUUGGAUGAUGGAGCCCACAUAUAUUUCUGUGGGCUCAGGGGAAUGAUGCCUGGGAUUCAAGAAACCUUGAAGAGGGUUGCCGAUGGAAGAGGGGAGAACUGGGAGGAGAAGCUUUCACAACUGAAAAAGAACAAGCAAUGGCAUGUGGAAGUCUAUUGAUAUGGCAUGAAGCCUACCAUGUUAGGUAAAUUUUCUUUUGGUUAGCCAAUCAUCAGCUUUUACAUAAGGAACUUUUGACUUAGCAAUAGCAUUGAUAUGUAUCAGCAAACAAAGAGACAAGCCCAUCUUCGUUUGGUUGAACCAAUUUGAGAAACCCUUUGAUUGUUGAUUGAUGUUUCA
Prunus mume (Japanese apricot) is the source of this 1557-nucleotide messenger RNA. RefSeq names its product root FNR 2 (gene RFNR2). NCBI's taxonomy places the organism in Eukaryota, Viridiplantae, Streptophyta, Magnoliopsida, Rosales, Rosaceae. The record is from RefSeq and is a predicted model, not a curated record. Gene Ontology annotation, molecular function: oxidoreductase activity.